Messenger RNA from Coregonus clupeaformis (lake whitefish), 1551 nucleotides. RefSeq names its product nitric oxide synthase interacting protein. Bases 182 to 1111 code for a protein of 309 amino acids. NCBI's taxonomy places the organism in Eukaryota, Metazoa, Chordata, Actinopteri, Salmoniformes, Salmonidae. Gene Ontology annotation, cellular component: nucleus. The transcript is spliced from 10 exons. Gene Ontology annotation, molecular function: ubiquitin protein ligase activity. The record is from RefSeq and is a predicted model, not a curated record.
GGUCCGCCAUAAAACCCACAGAAGAAGAAGAUUUACCAACAUCUAAUUUCCUGAGGAUUUGUUUUUUCCUUCGCUAGAAACGGACACAGUAUUUAACACAUCCAUAUUGUUUAUAAAGAAGCUAUUUUAUUUAUUAUUUAGAUUCAGCUACUACUCAGUUCCAUUUUGCAAGGAGCGAACAAUGACUCGGCAUGGGAAAAAUUGUACGGCAGGAGCCGUUUACACCUACCACGAGAAAAGGAAGGACACUGCGGCAUCGGGUUAUGGGACGCAAAGUGUGCGUUUGGGAAAGGAUGCCAUCAAGGACUUCGACUGCUGUUCCCUUUCUCUCCAGACCUGCAGGGACCCCGUUGUAACUCCAGAUGGGUACUUGUAUGAAAAACAGGCCAUUCUGGAGUACAUACUCCACCAGAAGACUGAGAUCGCCAAGAAAAUGAAGGCGUACGAGAAGCAGAAGCAGACUCAGAAGAGUGACAGUCGUCUGGAGUCUAAAUCCGAGGAGAGGGGGAUAGCAGAGAGGUUCAAGACCAGGGAGAACAGCAUCGUGUCCAAACCCAUCAACCCCUUUACCUCUGGCCAGGCCAAAGAGUCAGACAGCCAGAGUGUUGUGGGUGCAUCAGCCAGUACAUCCAAAGCCGACUCCUCUGCUCCUGCCGCCGGCACCAGCUCCUCCCAGUCCCUGCCCAGCUUCUGGAUCCCCAGUCUCACCCCAGAGGCCAAACCCACCAUACUCAAGAAACCUAGUAAGACGGUGGUGUGUCCCAUGUCUGGCCGGCCUCUGAAGAUGAACGAGCUGAUCAACGUGCACUUCACUCCUCUGGACCCCAGUCUGGACCGGGUGGCCCUGCUCGCACGCCAGGAGAGGUACCUGUGUGCCGUGACUAAAGACACUCUGGGUAACAGUGUCCCCUGCUCCGUUCUCAAACCCUCUGGGGCGGUGGUGACUCAGGAGUGUGUGGAGAGGCUGAUCAGGAAGGACAUGACGGACCCGAUUACCGGAGACAAACUCACAGAGAAGGACAUCAUCCCACUGCAGAGGGGUGGAACUGGGUUUGCAGGCUCUGGAGUGGGUCUGAAAGCUAAAGAGGCUCGACCCGUAAUGAUGGUGUGAUGGUUCAGAGACGAUGGUCAACAUGAUAAAGGUGUAUACUUGAGAUUAUUUGUACAUAUGGUUGUCGGUUCUUGUAUGGAGUCUGAGAAUUCCAACUGAUAUUUUUAAGCUUUGUUACACACACACUUACAAAACAGGGCUCUACGCUGACCUCUUUUACAAGGAGCACGUGUGUGUGCUUAAGUUGAAACAUGUAGGUGCACACAAAGACAUUUAGAAGGUAAAAUAUUUGGUGUUAAAGCUAGAAUCCUUAAUUUUUCUAGGUGCACUGGUGCUCCUAAAUUAAAAUUCCUGGCUGCACAGCAAAGUAUUUAGGUGCAUAUGUGAGUAAAAUGGUCGUACUGUAGAGCCCUGAAAAAUUUACUUUUUAUUUCUUUCUGGCAAAAAACAAACCUACACCAAUUUAAUGAGCAACUGUAUUUAAUAAAAAAUUAAAUUGA